UAAGUGUUCUGUACUUUUGUUCUUCUCUGCCACUUGAAAUUCUUCUCAAAAAUUCAUCUUUGGUUUGAAGAGCUGUAGAUUGAUCAACAAUGAAGCCUUGCAGCACUUGCCUUUCUCACACUCUAAUGUUCUUGAACUAUGUCCAAGCAUUUAAUGGUGUCUCCAUUUUGAUCUACUCUUUGUGGAUUCUGACAUGCUGGAGCACUCAGCAGAAUGAAGGAGCAUCAUGGUUUGUGUGGUUUGCUUUUGGAGUUGGUGUUUCUGUUUGUUUGAUUGCUUUCAUUGGGUAUGUUUCUGCAGAGGUGACCAAUGGUUGCUGUCUUUGUUUUUAUGCAUUGUUCACGUCGAUACUAAUUGUAUCCGAAGCAGCUUUAGUGUGUGAUAUCAUCUUGAACAAACAAUGGGAAAAGGAUUUUCCUCGUGAUCACACCGGAGAACUUAAACGGCUUAGCCAAUUUAUCGAAGCUAAUAUCGAUAUGUGCAAGUGGUUUGCCAUUGUUGUAUUUGCCAUUCAGAUGCUUUCAAUCAUGCUUGCGAUGAUACUUCGACUCAUGGCUCGGUCAAAGCGAGUGAACACUGGUAGACAUGAAGAUUAUGAUGCUAUAAGAAAACCGCUUCUAAACCAACUAGAUGCUCCGAUCGCUUCGACUUCUUCAGGCAACGAAAAAAUCCCCAUGAAAACUUGGCGUUCAGCAAUGAAGGAUAAGCUCUGGUGGGCAAAGAAUCAAUCUUCAGAUGAAGCUGUCGUCUGAAAAGUUCGCGACAUUAUUCUUAUGGCCACUAAAGCGAUCACUCUGUAUAUAGUGGGGUUCUGAAUAAAAUGCUGUUAAUAUAUGACCUGAAUUCAGAGUGUGCUAGAAAAAAAAGUGUAGUACAUAAUUGCAUUUGUUGUAGCUGGAUUUUGUUUGCUUCAGAUUGUGGUCCUGAAGAAGACAUUACUGAACCUUUCUGUACCCAAUAAUUUGAUUCGUGAUGCUUCUAGUGAUCAA
Messenger RNA from Dioscorea cayenensis subsp. rotundata (Guinea yam), 989 nucleotides. RefSeq names its product tetraspanin-18-like. The transcript is spliced from 6 exons. The coding region runs from base 90 to 752 and encodes 220 amino acids. The record is from RefSeq and is a predicted model, not a curated record. Lineage: Eukaryota; Viridiplantae; Streptophyta; Magnoliopsida; Dioscoreales; Dioscoreaceae.